Astrephomene gubernaculifera is the source of this 2132-nucleotide messenger RNA. The record is from the annotation of a GenBank genome assembly. NCBI's taxonomy places the organism in Eukaryota, Viridiplantae, Chlorophyta, Chlorophyceae, Chlamydomonadales, Astrephomenaceae.
UCGCAUUUGUACUUGCAUACAAGGGAGCCAAAUAUACAUUUAAAACGUAGGCAUCUACCUUCUGUGAUUGCAAAUGUGGUCGCUUUCUGAAGCGCAGCGCGAGGAUGUUGUCCAGCGACUGAUCGCCAGCAUCUGCGCCCUUGCGCACGCCCGUGGCGUCGAGAUCAGCGCAGAGGUUGCGUCGGCGGCUGCGGCGGCCCUGGAGAAGAAGUCUUAUACGGCCGCUCAAGUAGCAGCGAGGACAACGACCGGGAGCCGGCCAGUAUCAGAGACCACUUCGGCCUAUGCACGCAAGCUAGGCGAGCUGGUCGUCCAAGUCGUGCGGGAUGGGGGCAAGCUGGAGGGCGCGGGGGCCGCACCGGGGGCCGGCGCAGGCCAACUGGAGUUCCUGGACCUUACGGGCUCCCGCGACUUCCUGACGGCUGAGAGCGCUGAGGAGGUGCUGGCGCCGCUGCUGGGGCCCGGGAGUGCUGUCAGCAGGAUCCGCUUCAGCACCAAGAGCUUCGGUCGGGAUGCGGCGGCGGUGGCGGCUCGCGCCAUCGCGGCGGUGUCCGGCUGCCUCACGGAUGCGGACAUCUCGGAUGUCAUUGCGGGAAGGCCGGAGGACGAGGCUCUAGAGGUGCUGCGGGUGCUGUCGGCCGCCCUGGCCUCCGCGCCCCGCCUCACCGCCCUCAACCUAUCGGACAACGCGCUGGGGGAGAAGGGUGUGCGCGCGUGCCAGGCGGUGCUGGCGGGGCAGGCCCCCCUGGAGUCCCUCUCCCUGCAGAACGUGGGCCUCUCCGAGCACGCCUGCCGCGCCACCUCGGAGCUGCUGGCCGACCCCGCCCGCCUGCGUCGCCUGCAGCUGUUCAACAACAUGAGCGGGGACGAGGGGGCGGCACACAUCGGGGGCAUGCUGGCACGUGCACCGCGCAUGGAGGACCUCCGACUGGCCUCCAGCCGAGUGGGCCCCGCGGGGGGUAUCGCGCUGGCUCAGGGGCUCAUGGCGGGCAGCUGCCUGGUCCGACUGGACCUCUCCGACAACCCCCUCACCUCCGAGGUCGCCCCCGCCCUCGCAGCCAUGCUCGCCACCCAGCCCCAGCUGCGCGCACUCAACCUGAACGACACCUCGCUGGGACCCGACGGCGUCACCACCCUCUGUACGGCGCUGGUAAAGUCGUACGGCAGCAGCGGGACAGCGGCGGGUGUACGACACCAGCAGCAGCAGAGGCUGGAGGAGCUGGGGUUGGCGCUGAAUGAGAUCGACCCCACGGCGGCAAAGGCCGUAGCCGCCCUCAUCGUGGCGCACGCCCCCAGUCUGCGGCUGAUCAACCUGCGUGAGAACGAGCUGGAGGACCGAGGGGCGGCGGUGCUAGCGCGGGCGCUGGCGGCGCUGGCGGCACCUGCCAGCGUAGACCUAGUGGGCAACCAGAUCCGGCGAGUGGGUGCGGUGGCGGUGGCUCGGGCGCUGUGCGGCAAGGCCUCCCUGGAGCUGUUGGCGCUGGACGAGAACAUGAUCAGCGAGGGAGGUCUUGACGAGCUGCGGGGUGUGAUGGAGGCGGCCGGCAAGUCGGCGGCGCUGGGGCCGCUGGACGAGAACAUGGAGGAGGACGACGAGGAGGAAGAGGAGGAAGAGGAGGAGGACGGGGACGACUUUGGUUUGUCGGAGAUGCUUGCGCGGGCUGGGCUUGCUUAGGGGUGCGACUGAGGAGAGUGAGCAGGUUGGGUGACGGGGGGUAAGGAAGCAGGACGCCAUGGUAUGGGGUUGUGGCGACAGAUACGAGUUGCAUGAGUCUGUACGGCAAAUGUUGUAUUAGGAUGACCAGCUCCGAAGGUUUUGAGUGCCCCGAGCUGACAUGUUUCUGAGGACGCAGCGGGGAAGGGGAGGUGACUGGUCAGGUAGGGCUAUAGGGCACCCCCGCAGGACUCUACGCGCAGGGGGCUGUCACGCAGGGUUACUGGCAUAUGCUGCAGCAGCGGUGGUGCGGGAUAUGUGACCUAGCUAUAUCUGCAGCUGGGGGUUGAGCGUUGAGGUCUCUCAGGUAGCAGUACUUAAGACUCACAGCUACUUGCGUGUAGGCGACCAGCGCCGCAGUAAGAAGUGAAUGUCGUACUGUCGGUGGUGGAUGUGCAGGGCAGCUGGGGGUUGGUGG